AUGCUUAAUACUAGUGAUAGUUAUGUUCCCUUUUAUCUUACCGUAUUCGGAAAGUCAGGUAAUGGUUCACCUGAUAAAAACGUACAUUCAGAAGAAUCUACAUUAGAAGUGUCAGAAAAUUUUAGUAAUAAUGAUAUAAUAUUAUCAUCUAAAGAAAAUGAAAGCCCUCGUAUGGUUAAUAGACGGGCUAUACUUCCAACACCCGAAAUAAAUACUAUAAUUUCACCACAAACCUCCCGUAAUAUGGUUCCAUCAUUGCUUUCUCUUGAUAUUCAAAGACCAGAGGGUAUUUUUCAAGAAGAAGCAAAAAUUUCUAAUCAUAAAUUAGCUUCUAAAAAUAUUUUGCCAUCACAAUUAUUAUCCAAAUGUCAUCGUCCUUUAAAUAAAAAUAAAAAUUACCCCAAAAAAAUACAUUUAUUUGGAGAAGUUAAUAGUGAUAGUCAAAAGUUAUGGCGAGUUGACGGAAGGCCUAAUAAUAAUAUUAUAUCUAAAAAAUUAAUCUACACUCCGGCCAAAAAUUCAAAUGUUCAAAAUCCUUAUACUAAUGGAAUAUCUUCAUUUUUCUUUAACAAUACAAUUCAAGGACUACCAAAAUCAUGCCAUCAACAGAAAUUGAAAGUUCCUAGACAAAAUUGUCAUUUAAAAAGUAGUAUUAAUUACUCCAAUAAGAAAAAUGGUGGAGAAAAGGGUGUUAUUGAAAAGAAAGUUAUUUCAAAGAAAUGUUACAAUAACAACACUAAACAUAAAAAUGGAAGAAAAGUAGGAGCGAAUUUUGAGGUAUUUCAAAAAAAGUGCAAUACCUAUAAUGUUAAACAUUUUAACAAUAAUAUAGAUAAUUUUAUUAGAAGACCUGAAUUAAAACAUGAUUAUAUUCCUCUUUCAAAUAGAAAACCUUUAUUGCCUGCUCCUUUUAAAAAUCAACAUUAG
Molecule: messenger RNA, 927 nt
Organism: Strongyloides ratti
Lineage: Eukaryota; Metazoa; Nematoda; Chromadorea; Rhabditida; Strongyloididae
Exons: 1
Coding region: 1-927 (308 amino acids)
Source: RefSeq, a predicted model, not a curated record